Molecule: messenger RNA, 6483 nt
Organism: Chrysoperla carnea
Lineage: Eukaryota; Metazoa; Arthropoda; Insecta; Neuroptera; Chrysopidae
Gene: PlexB
Product: plexin-B
Exons: 17
Coding region: 145-6000 (1951 amino acids)
Biological process (GO): sensory neuron axon guidance; semaphorin-plexin signaling pathway involved in axon guidance; negative regulation of cell adhesion
Cellular component (GO): semaphorin receptor complex
Molecular function (GO): protein binding; semaphorin receptor activity
Source: RefSeq, a predicted model, not a curated record
UGAGAAUUUGUUUUAAAAUGAUUUGGAUUUAAGUUUAGCUUAAUUUGAAUGGAAGGUGUAUCAAACUUUCGGCGGUGGGGCCGAAGGGCGCAUCGCCAACAAUACACUGACAUUAUAUACUGGUGAGAUUGAAUUUCGCCAGUCAUGGAUACAACAGCAUGUUUAACGUGGUCAUCCUUAUGGCUGUUAAUAUGCUGUGCUUGUGCAGCAAUUGGCGAUUUUCCUACAAAUCCAAACAGUGGUCCCACUGUUGCCAUAUUCCCAAAACCUGGUGACAAAGAGAAAUAUCGUUUUACUCACAUGGUAAUCGAUGGACUCACAAAUCAAUUGUAUGCGGGAGGAACUAAUAAAUUGCUACAAUUGUCACCAGAUUUAGAAUUAAUCGAAUCAGUGUCAACAGGUCCACGCAACGAUAGUACGCUAUGUCAUGCGCGGGGCUGUAAUGAUCCUAAAAUUCCAAUCCAACUUGCCGAUAACAUAAAUAAAAUGUUAAUCCUAGAUCCUGAUUCUCGAAUGCUAAUUGUUUGUGGCUCACUGAAACAAGGUGCUUGCUACAAAUAUCAAGUAUUCAAUAUUUCCAUGCCACCAAAAUUUAUCCCAAUUGGUAUUGCGGCAAACGAUGAAAAUGCUUCAACAUAUGCCUACAUUGGACCCAAAAAAUAUAAUCCUUGGGGUCAUUCGAACGUUUUAUAUGUUGGUACAACGUUCACAAAUAAUGGAGAAUAUCGUCAUGAUGUUCCAGCGAUUGUUAGUCGAAAUUUGGAUAAUUUAGAAAUAGCCGAAUAUUCAUUUUCCAAACAAUCACAGUUAACGAUUGACGUGAAAUAUCGUGAUCAUUUCCUUGUCCAAUACGUUUAUGGAUUUAAUGCGAGCGAUUAUGCAUAUUUUGUGAUUGUCCAAAAACAAUCACAUUUACCUGGCCAAGAAGAACAAGGCUAUAUAUCACGAUUAGCGCGAAGUUGUAUUAUUGACGCAAAUUACGAUAGUUACACGGAAGUUACUUUACAAUGUAUCGCCCAAAAAGAUGGCCAAAUUAUAAAUUAUAAUUUGGUACAAGAUGCAAAAAUGACGAAAGCUGGCGAAGAACUUGCGAAACGUUUAAAUAUUCAACCCACGGAUUUUGUACUUGUGGCGGUAUUCCGUCAAGCGCGUGGUAUCACAAACGAACCCCAAGUACAAUCGGCGCUAUGUAUAUACAGUUUAAAGGAAAUUGAAGCGAAAUUUGAUGAAAAUAUUCACAAGUGCUUAAAUGGCAGUGUUAAAUAUAGAAAUAUGGGUUAUAUAUCAGGAUUAGUGGACGAAGGUAAAUGUCCAAAUUCUGGUAUGUCACAAACAACACAAAACUUCUGUGAUGUUGGUUUAAAAAUUAGUGGUAAUUCACCAAUCACGGGUGAAGCAGUGCUUACAUUUGAUAAUGUGUCAUUAUCAUCGGUUACAACCGCUACACCGGGUAGUCAUUUAAUGGCGGUUUUAGGUACAACAAAUGGACGAUUGAAAAAAGUUUUACUAUCAAAUUCCGAACCGUCCGAAUACGAGGAACUUAUUGUAGACGAUGGAAAUCCAAUUUUACCCGAUACACAAUUGUCACGUGGCCAAGAAGACUUUUUAUACGUACUAUCCUCCACAAAAAUCCAAAAACUUCGAGUUGAAACCUGUAGUGUGUACAAUAAUUGUUCCACAUGUUUGGAAUCCAAAGAUCCGUAUUGUGGAUGGUGUUCUUUGGAGAAACGUUGCACGAUUAAAAGUGCUUGUCAAAAAGCGGCGCAUAGUUCACCCAGAUGGUUAUCACUUGGAACCGGUCAACAAUGUAUAGAUUUCGAACAAGUUCAACCUGAUCGGAUUCCAAUUAAUCAAAUGACCACCGUUAAGCUGUUAAUUCGAACUCUACCAGAACUACCAUCGGGAGCGAAGUAUAAAUGUGUGUUUGGUACGGCUGAACCAAUUGAUGCAAUUGUUAUUCCAUCGGGAUUAUCGUGUUCGACGCCAGAAGUUCAUAAUCGUCCGUUAAUUACUGGAACAUUCGAUCAUAUUAUGGUACCGUUGUCAGUGCGAUCGUCGGAAACAAAUAAAGAUUUUGUUUCGAGAAAUUUUGCAUAUUAUGAUUGCAGUCGACACACAACUUGUAUGGAUUGUGUAAAAUCGCAAUGGGCUUGUAAUUGGUGUGUUUAUGAGAACAAGUGUACCCAUGAUAUGUCAACGUGCCAGAAGACUGUUAUUAGCGGCGAAAAUAAUCCAUCAUUCCAACCGAAUCAUGGUGUUGCGUACUGUCCACGAUUUCGGCAAGCUACAGGUGUUGAAGGCGAUGAUUCAACAUCGAAUGGCGUUGGUGCAGUUCUCUUACCAAAUCACGUGCCACAUGAAAUUAAAUUCGAAGUAGAAAAUUUACCACGUCCACAACCCGGCCACACCGGAUUCCAAUGUAUCGUUAAAAUCGAAGGAGCCAACAUGCUAGUACCCGCUCGCGUCGAACAAAAUCGUUUUAUAAUCUGUGAUAAAACAACAUAUUCGUAUAACGGUUUAACUGGUGAAUAUAAUGCAUCCGUCCGUGUCGUCUGGAAUCGAAGUCAUCACGUGGACGAGGCUGCUGUUACCCUCUACAAAUGUGAAAUACUUGGAUCACAUCGAGAACAUGCUGACUGCUCCUUAUGUGUGACACGACAUUCAAGAUAUCAUUGUACUUGGUGUGGAUCUUCAUGUGCGUAUGCACCAUCUUGUCAACAUGUCGCUCACGCUGAAUGUCCACGACCUCGAAUCGAUAUAAUCAAACCGUUAAGUGGUCCCGUAGAAGGGGGUACUCUAGUCACAAUUGAAGGCAGCAAUCUAGGAUUAAAGGAACGAGAUGUUAAAGAUAAAAUACGAAUUGGGGAUGUACCUUGCAAACUAGUGAAUUACGAGGUUUCCGUACGUAUUGUUUGCGUCACAGGUCCAUCGGCGGGUCGACGUGAAGUCACUGUUCCAAUAAUUGUUGGCAACGAAGCUGGUUACACGGAAUCGUCAGUAUUUUUUAGCUAUCAGGAUAUUAAAUUAAAAGGUGUUUUCCCAUCGUUUGGACCACAAAGUGGUGGGACUCAACUAGCGAUUACAGGUCAAUAUUUAAACAUUGGUAAUCAAAUCACAGCGUAUUUAGACGAUUUAAUAUGUCAAGUGAAUGUGACACAAGCGUCAAGUAGUCGAUUGACAUGUCAUACUUCACGUGCAAGUCGACCCAUGCAAAUACGAAAAUUAACAUUAAGUAUCGAUGGAGCAAAUCGUACACUUAUCGGAAAUCCGUAUAAUUAUACGGUGGAUCCAACAAUUAUGGAAAUUAAACCGUUAAAAAGUUUUAUAUCCGGUGGUCGAAUGAUAACGGUUCAUGGUACUAAUUUGGAUACGAUACAAAAACCAGCCAUGGAAAUUUAUUUGGAGAAUGAUCUAUCGACACCGAUUAAUCGAAGCUAUUGUACGGUUUUGAAUCCAAAUCAAAUGGAAUGUCCCAGUCCAUCGGUGAAUCAUCAUUUUUUCUUAUCAAAAAUUCAUUCGGGUCGAUCAUUGUUACAAAGGUCAUCUGUUAUCAAGAUGCGUGAAACUCAAUUAAAUUUACGAAUUGGUUUUAUUAUGGAUAAUGUUGAAUCCGUACGAGAUUUAGAAAAACAUUUUCCAAAUUUACGAUCACAAUUAUUAUAUGUUGAAAAUCCGAAAUUUUUUCAAUUUCCCGGUAAUGUUAAAUUGUAUAAAGGUGAUACUUUAGUCAUUGAGGGUGAAAACUUGAAUAGUGCUAGUGACGAAACUGAUGUAAACGUAACAAUUGGGUCUCGUCCAUGUAAUGUGACCUCUCUGGCGAUGACACAAUUAGUUUGUACACCUCCCCAACAACAACCCCCAAAUAUAAACGAUUAUGACGCACAGAACGAUUUAGGAUUACCUUUAGUGGUUGUUCAUGUGGGUCAAAAUCUACAAUUUCCGAUUGGUUAUUUAUUGUACGAUGUUGAACGAUAUUCAACGUAUGCUUUUCCAUCCGAAGCGAUAGCUGGUGUUGCAGCCGGAACUUUAAUGUUAGUCGGAUUAUUCGCUGUCGUCUUAAUCAUCUACUGUCGGAAAAGUACACAAGCUGAACGUGAAUACAAACGGAUUCAAAUCCAAAUGGAUACUUUAGAAAGUAACGUACGAUCUGAAUGCAAACAAGCAUUCGCAGAACUUCAAACAGACAUGACUGAUUUAACCGCUGAUUUAGAAAGUUCUGGUAUACCAACAUUCGAUCAUGUUACAUAUAUUAUGAAAGUAUUUUUUCCUGGUGUGAUUGAUCAUCCGAUUUUAAAUGCUCCAAAAGCGAGAAUGAAUGGACCUAGAAAUAAUUACGAUGCAGCUAUGUUACAAUUUGAGCAACUAAUCAAUACAAAAUGUUUUAUUCUAACAUUUAUUGAUACUUUAGAAUCUCAAAAAACUUUUAAUAUACGUGAUAAGGUAAAUGUGGCAUCUCUUUUGAUGGUUGUGUUAAUGGGUAAAAUGGAAUAUGCAACAGAUAUUCUAAAAAGUUUAUUAUUACGUUUAAUUGAUAAAUCAGUGGGCACAAAACAUCCACAAUUAAUGUUACGACGUACGGAAAGUGUUGUGGAGAAAAUGUUAACUAAUUGGAUGGCACUGUGUAUGUACAAUUAUUUAAAGGAGUACGCUGGCUCAUCCCUAUUUUUAUUAUUCAAAGCUAUCAAGCAUCAGGUGGAAAAAGGAUUGGUGGAUGCGAUCACGCAUGAUGCACGUUACUCGUUGUCCGAGGAACGUUUGUUGAAGGAGCAAAUCGAUCAUUCAGUUGUGACGUUACACAUUGUUCAAGAUGAUCUGGAUGAAAAAGUGCAAUGUAAAGUAUUAGAUUGCGAUACAAUUAGUCAAGUUAAAUCUAAAAUUCUAGAUGCAUUAUUCAAGAAUACACCGUUCUCAAUGCGUCCCUCCAUCCAUGAAGUUGAUUUAGUAUACUUUCCAGAAUGGCGGAAUGGACGUGGGGGACAUUUAACCUUACAAGAUGAGGACUUAACCACGAAAACUGUUAAUGGUUGGAAGAAAUUAAAUACGUUGGCACAUUAUGGUGUCAAAGAAGUUGCUGUUAUGUCCUUAAUUUCACGGCAGAAUGAAAGUUUUGCACCAAAUUGUAAACGACCUUGUCAUAACUGUACUGGAAUGUAUAUAAAUAAUUCACACUCACAAAUAAUCACUUCGAAUGGUGACAUCGAAACUGGUUUGAAUCAUAGAGUUUAUCAUUUAGUAAAACCGGUUGAAGAGCACCAUUAUCAAAGUUGCAGAUUUUUCGAUUCUAGAACUGUGGAACGAACUCAUAAAGCAAUACCAGAAAUAUUUUUAACACGAUUAUUAUCAACAAAGGGUACAAUACAAAAGUUUGUCGAUGAUUUUUUCAGUACAAUAUUAACGACAAAUGAAGUAUUGCCACCCGCGAUUAAGUGGCUUUUUGAUUUAUUCGAUGAAGCGGCAAGACAUCAUGAUAUUACUGAUCCAGAAGUUGUACAUGCUUGGAAAUCCAACAGUCUUCCGUUAAGAUUUUGGGUGAAUUUUAUAAAAAACCCAGAUUUUAUAUUUGAUAUCAACAAAACGACAACAGUGGAUUCAUGUUUAUCAGUGAUUGCCCAAACAUUUAUGGAUGCUUGUUCCAAAACUGAACAUCGAUUAGGAAAAGAUUCACCGUCAAAUAAAUUACUUUUCGCAAAGGAUAUUCCACAUUAUCGAGAUAUGGUCGAAAAAUUUUAUGCAUCUGUUGCGUCCUUACCUCAAAUUCCAGACCAAGAGAUCAAUACUGCCAUGCAAGAAUUGUCAGUGCAACAAGCUGACGAAUUUGAUACAAUAUCGGCAUUAAAGGAACUUUAUAUUUAUGUUGCCAAGUAUCGGGAUCAGUUAUUGGAAGCACUCGACAUGGACCUAUAUUGUCGAAAAAUGCAUUUAGCUCAUAAAUUAAUAAAUGUGGCGUGUACUUUAGAGGGGGAUGCAUUAGAUGCAGCAAUGGGUGUGCAAUUAUGCUGACAACAGACAUUUUGAACAAUCAUUUUUAUCCCCCCAAAUAUCCUAUCCCCUCUAUUUUAUGCACAAAUACUAUAAAUAUAAUAGUUAUCAUUUCACAAAAUACAUAUACACACACAAACAUGUAAUACUUAUAAAGCCCCGCCCCCACCUGCGAUCACCCUCCUUCAUACAUCAUCCAUCAUCCCUCAUUGUUUAAAACAGUAUUUUUAUGUUUGUAAGGCUUUUAUGUUUAAGUUUUUAAGUGUAUUUCGUUUUUUUUUUUAGAACACAUCGAAUCUCAAAACGUUUCUAAUUAAUUUUUUUUUUAGUACGAUAAGUUUCGCCAAUUUAUUAUUUAAUUUGUUCCUAAAAAAAAAAAGUUUGAUACUUUUGUACUCCGGGAAAAAUAUUGAACACAAAAACUGACUAAUUAUUUAUUAAGAAUCUCAAUUCUAUCGGACCGAUUUAGAAGUAGAAAAAAUAUUUCUAAGAAAUAGAAAAAAA